AUGGGUAGCAGCAGCACCGGUAGCAGCGCCGGCACCAGCAGUGGCACCGGUAGCAGCACCACCACGAGCAGCAUCACCAGCAACACCGGCAGCAACCCCACCACGAGCAGCAACACCACCACAGGCACCAACACCAUCAGCACCACCAGCGGUACCGCUAGGACCGGUAGUACCACCACCAAGGGAAGCAGCACCAUCAACACCGGCAGCAGCACCAGCAACAACACCACCACUGGCAGCAGCACCGGGAGCAGUACCACCACGGGCAGCAGCACCAUCAGCAUUGGCACCACCACGUGCAGUAGCACCAUCAUUGGCAGCACUCCUCCUUUGGCUCACCGCUUUCUCUGGCACACUAACGCCGCCACCAGCACCAGCGCCACCACCGGAAGCACGACUGGCAUUCCUAAAAAAGGGAAUCUUGCCCUCACUUCUCGCUUGCUUGAGCUGGGGUAG
Scylla paramamosain (green mud crab) is the source of this 456-nucleotide messenger RNA. RefSeq names its product putative per-hexamer repeat protein 5. NCBI's taxonomy places the organism in Eukaryota, Metazoa, Arthropoda, Malacostraca, Decapoda, Portunidae. The transcript has a single exon. Bases 1 to 456 code for a protein of 151 amino acids. The record is from RefSeq and is a predicted model, not a curated record.